Messenger RNA from Amphiprion ocellaris (clown anemonefish), 1877 nucleotides. RefSeq names its product protein phosphatase 1 regulatory subunit 1B-like. Gene Ontology annotation, biological process: intracellular signal transduction. The coding region runs from base 273 to 824 and encodes 183 amino acids. The transcript is spliced from 5 exons. The record is from RefSeq and is a predicted model, not a curated record. Gene Ontology annotation, cellular component: cytoplasm. Gene Ontology annotation, molecular function: protein phosphatase inhibitor activity. Lineage: Eukaryota; Metazoa; Chordata; Actinopteri; Pomacentridae.
GAGAGAGAGAGAGAGAGAGAGAGGAAGAGAGGGGAGGGAGGAAGCAGGCAAAGCUGUCAACUCCAGAGAGGAGAGCAGCGUUGGAGCAAAAGAAUGCCACUGGUCACUCACUGACGCUAUUAGUAAAAGAAAAUACACACUCAGUUAUUGCAGCUUUGGCAUUUUGGGGAUUUGUUCGUCCAAAUUGCGCAUCGGGGCUGAUUCCACCCGGAGUUCUCUGGUUUCCAUCCGUGCGCUCGGCUGUGGAAGGUGACGGGGCUGGGUCGGGUGCCAUGGACCCGCUGCUGCCCGCAGACACGGACACGAUGGAGCGAGAGGCGGACAAGGAUGCGAGGAGGAAGAUCCAGUUCUCCGUGCCUUCCUCCGUGCCCACCCAGCUGGACCCGCGACAGGUGGAGAUGAUCCGACGUCGAAGGCCGACACCAGCCACACUGUUCAGACUGACAGACCCACCGUCACCAGAGGAAGACAGCGGCCAACAUCAGUGGGUUCUAGGGGAAAAUGGAGCCUUGAAAGCCAAACUGGUUCAUAUGUCAACCUACCAGCCACCCUCCCUUAAAGCUGUCCAGAGGAUGGCCCAGGCCCACUUGGCCUCCCUCGACAUGAGGUCUGUGGACAGAGAAGAUUCCUCUUCUGAGGAAGAGGAGGAGCAUUGUGAUGAAAAGAAGCAGCAGACAGCCUCAGCUACAGAUCUAAAAGAAGAAUGCAAACCACUCAGAGAUCAUUGUGGUUGGCUGGGCAGUUCAACAGUGAGCAGUGAUCUCAGUCAUCACCAAGAAGAAGCAGAAAAGGCCAAAGAAAGAGCGGAGGGGAAAGGAGAAUGACCAAAAUAGAGGGCUCUGAUAGAGACAGAGUGUUAGUGGAAAUCCAUUUGCAUUGCACACGUAUGGACCAUGCGUGUGCAUGUGUGGGUGUACGAAUGAGUGUGUUUUUGGGAUCUGUGUGUGUGCAUGUAUGCAACAAAAGAGAUGGAUGUGGAAAAAAGAGAGAGAGAGGAGGGUCAGAAUAUUAAUGAGCAGGUAGAAGGAAAAGUUUAACUUGAGACUUGUGAAGGGAAUCACGUCUCAGUCAGCCAAAGAAGCCAGGGCUAAAUUCUAAUCAGCCAAGGACACUGCACAAGAGAUAUAGAAACUGCUAAGGACUGGGGUGUUUCUACAAGCAAAAAAAAAAAAAAAAGUUUAUGAACCUCCACCAAGAUUUACAAGGAUUCUGAGACUAAUGUUAGAUGUUCAAUUUAAAUAAUUCAUGUCAUGAAUCAUCACCUGUUACAAAGUAUAAUAAAGAGAAAAUUGCAGCUUAUACUUUAUUUUAUUGUUCAAAGAUUGCAUUGUAUGUGUAAUAUCAUUGUGACAAUGUUGUUGCUGCAACAAGGGCUGACAUGCAGGAACAGGUUGUCAUUUUAGGGUGCAUCACAGGAAUUGUGAAUGAGGUCCUAGGUGAGUGCAGUACACAGAUAUGAGAUACUGUUUUAAAUGAUAAACUACAUAAUGACAUAAAUAUACAACCAACCCUCACUGGAAUGUAACUCAGGACCUGCAGAGCUUCUUCCAAAGUUAUCUAUAACUGAAGUUUGCUCUUCAGUUUGCUUUCCUCAGUCUUUUGGAUGUUUGCGUGCAAGGUCGAGGAGAUCAAAGGAGGGUGGAUUACAGACGAUUUGAGCACAGUCACGGCCACAGUAGGCCAGAUUAUACCAUAUCAAACUAAUCCAACUAAUCAUGAUAAUGCAGCGCAAUUUUUUCUGGUUUCGAAUUAUGAGCAGGCUUUUUGUAACAUGGCGAUUAGCAGGCAUGAUCUGUUUGGGAUGGCACACAUGAUGGGCGGAAGGACCUACCUUUUAUUUUUAAAAACGUACAUAUAUAUGUGUGUAUAUAUAUGUA